CUUUAAAGUGAACUUUCCAAAAGCAGAUUUCAUGUUUAGUAAGUAUUCAUUUCUUGCAUAUGAUGAAUGGAGAGAGUUCCGGGCGUGUCUUUAUCACUCACAGUCUCACACAAUGUCCUGCAUUCAUUCAUGUGUGUGUGCUGGGCGGAAGAGUGGAGGUUUCUCAAACUAAAAGCAGCAGGAGUUGUGUGACAUAAAGAAAGAGUCGAAGAUGCACUAUUACAGAUAUGAAAAUGCAGAGGUCAGCUGUUGCUACAAAUACCUCAUGUUCAGCUACAACAUUAUCUUCUGGCUGGCCGGAACAGCAUUCAUCGCAAUUGGCUUCUGGGCCUGGAGUGAAAAGGGUGUACUAUCAGAUCUGACACAAGUAACACGUCUACAUGGUUUUGACCCUGUUUGGGGCGUGCUUGUGGUGGGCACUGUCACAUUUAUUUUAGGCUUUGCAGGAUGUGUUGGAGCACUCAGGGAAAACAUCUGCCUGCUGAAGUUUUUCUCUGGAGUCAUAGGGUUAAUCUUCUUCCUCGAGCUGACUGCUGCAGUGCUGGCAUUUGUGUUCCAGGGGCAAGUUAGGGGAUGGAUAAAUGAUUUCUUCUUAGCCAAUGUGAAGGCUUACAGGGAAGACAUUGAUCUACAGAACCUGAUUGACUCCAUUCAGAGACUAAAUCAUUGCUGUGGAGCUAAAGACCCCAACGAUUGGGAUCUGAAUGUGUAUUUUAACUGCUCAAUGAGUAAAUACAGCAGAGAGAAAUGCGGAGUGCCUUUUUCAUGCUGCCUCAAUGACCCUGCUGAUACAGUGGUGAACACGCAGUGCGGAUAUGAUGUAAGAUCAUCUGGCACACUGUCCCAGUGGAGCAGCACCAUUUAUGUCAAAGGAUGCAUUACAGCUUUAGAGGACUGGCUUCCACGGAAUCUCUACAUUGUGGCUGGAGUCUUCAUAGUCAUAUCACUGUUACAGAUGGUGGGAAUCUUCUUUGCAAGGACAUUGAUUGGAGACAUUGCAAAGGUCAAAUUUAAUAAUUACUGAGCUCUUAUAUCUGUGGAAGCAACUGGAGAGCACUAUAUGGAAAAAGAACCGGACCCUGUUUUAUGACUCUGCCUCUUUUUUUUCUUUCUUCUGCAUUUACUUUGUGGUGGCCAAGCACAUGUGUGGAGAAAGGGACUCCAUUCACUGGACCCCCUCUUUAUCAUUUCUUAAGACCAUUUAUUGAAUAUGGAACCAUCUUGCUAAUUUGGAUACCGUCACAGGUGUGCAUUUGCUCUUCUACAAGUGUUUCUUGGAUAAUUUAGCUCCAGGUCUGUUUUAUUUAUUUUUAUUUGUUAUUAUUGACCCACUAUUAAGCAAACAUUUGUAUCUUUUAAAACCACUAAUAACCAAGCAUUAUGGACAUAAUGGGAUCUUAUAUCAACAGACCAUAACCUGUAAUCUAACCUAAAAUGUAAUUAUAAUCUGGAACAAAAGUUGGCCAACCAAGCUUUAAUUACUGAAACAUAUCAGUAUGGUCCUCUUGCACACAAUGCUAAACAUAGUGUCAUGACUUUUCUAUUGUCAACAGAAUUGAGAAUUAGUACAAAAGCACUAUAAGAAGCAUGUUUAAAUGUACAUUUAUAUCAAAAAAUUUUCUCUGACAAAAAAAAAAGCAACAUUUUUUGGCAAAGGAUAGUGCUGAUUAACUGGCCUCCAAUUGUGAAAAGUUUAAUGAAGGGGUUGAAUUAUAAAAAAUUAUAAAAAAAGUUUUCAAACUAUAGUAAAUCAUUUUUUUCUUAAUAUCAUAAUUCAGGUGGUUAGACAUAAUUCAUUUGUAUACAGUCAAAGGUUCUGCUUUGUGUAAACUGGAAAAAAUGCAGAAAGAAUAAAUAUGUCAAUAACUGACCAGAAGUCGCAGGCAAACACAAAAUGUCCGUGAGAAUCCAGUUGGGUAGGUAUCAGAGAAGAUUAGGAGAUAUUAGAAGAUUAGGGAGCCUAUCUAAUGUAUCAGUCGAUUUUCUGUUUGUGAUUCUGUAUUUGAUCAUGAGCAACUCAUUUAAACUUGUUUUCAAGUGAAGCCUUUGAAUGAUGUGAGAUCAUUUUAACUGUGGAACCGUUUGAACAUGUAGCUUUCUCUGUGAUGAAUUUGAACUCAUUCAUUUCAUAUAAGAGCGAUGAGACCCUUACAAAUCACUCAAGUUUGAUGGUAGACACCAUAUGUUAUUUUCUGAAGUACACAUGCCAUUGCCUUGAGAUGCCAACUCUUACCUCAUUGUCACUCUUAACACAGGUGACUUAAUGCACAAAGAAGGUCGUGCCUUUUCGUCAAUUGUAGAAAUGUACAUUGUUUCAUGCGUUACCUAGAUCGAGGGAAAUCAAUAUUGUAACUAUUAGGUUAUUGUUCUGUCAUCUUGGAUCUUUUUAUUAUGAAAUUGAUAUUAGGCAAUGUAUCAAUCAUUGCAUAUCAGGUAAUACCUUCUGCAUUCAUUUGGAAAACUAACUGCCUUUAGAAAAAUUCCUACUUGCAACACAACAUUAAUGCUGAAGUGUGUUAUUUCUGUGUCACUCAUGUUGCCAAAUAGAUUUUAAUUCAGAGAUUCCAAAAAGCUCCCCUUGUCUGUUCAUUGGUUGUACAAAAAGAUAGCUUUGUUUAGCUGGACAAGCCUCUCAAACAGAGAAAAGUUUUAAUAUUGGCACAGAGCCAUAGUCUUAAACUUAUAUGAAAAAUCUUCCUACAAAUGACUUCUUUAUAAUUGACACUGCAUAUUAAGCUGGGAAAUUACAUUUUUUUACAUAAAAAUUACAUCAGCAACAAUAUGUAUUCUGAUAUAAAUGUGACCACUUGCCUGUCUUUACCACUCUAUAGACCAAAGACUCCUACUGUGAACACUUCUGGCUUUUCUUUUCACAAUUCUAUUAUAGUAUACUUGUGUAAAAUGACCUCUACAAGAAAAUUAUGGGGGAAUUUUUUUUUUAAAUCUUCUAAAUGCAAAGUGCACUAUUUUGUCUUUUUUUUUUCUUUCUUUCUUUUUCCCCCAAAGUGUGUGUACAUACCACUGUGUAGUGUUAAAGGUAUAAUUCACCCAAAGCAUUUUCCAAACCCAUAUGACUAUUUCUUCUAUUGAACACAAAACGAGAAGUUAGAAAAAUUGUUUUUGACAUAGUCACCAUUAACCACAAAAUGGAAGUGAACAGUGACUGUGGUGGACAUCUUCAUGUUCCAUGGAAGAAAGAAGGUCAUAUGGGUUUGAAAAAUGAUAAAAAUGUUAUUUGUGGGUGAACUGUCCCUUAAGACUUGAUAGUGUUUUCACUAAAAUGCAGUACAGUUUUCCUUGAUCUUGCUGCAAGAGUCUCCUUUUUUCAUGAAGGGACUUUUUUGUUGAAUAUUUGAGAUGUUUGUAAAUAUUUUCAUAUUCCUUUUAAUUUUUAUAUCCAAUAAAUAAAUUUGAUCUUA
Xyrauchen texanus (razorback sucker) is the source of this 3419-nucleotide messenger RNA. Its product is annotated as tetraspanin-14-like. The coding region runs from base 212 to 1024 and encodes 270 amino acids. Gene Ontology annotation, cellular component: membrane. NCBI's taxonomy places the organism in Eukaryota, Metazoa, Chordata, Actinopteri, Cypriniformes, Catostomidae. The record is from RefSeq and is a predicted model, not a curated record. Gene Ontology annotation, biological process: protein localization to plasma membrane; protein maturation; regulation of vascular endothelial growth factor signaling pathway. The transcript has 9 exons.